This is a messenger RNA of Octodon degus (degu), 722 nucleotides long. It is a transcript of the gene Znhit1, whose product is annotated as zinc finger HIT-type containing 1. Gene Ontology annotation, cellular component: Swr1 complex. Bases 65 to 529 code for a protein of 154 amino acids. Lineage: Eukaryota; Metazoa; Chordata; Mammalia; Rodentia; Octodontidae. The record is from RefSeq and is a predicted model, not a curated record. Gene Ontology annotation, biological process: chromatin remodeling. The transcript has 5 exons. Gene Ontology annotation, molecular function: nucleosome binding.
GUUUAGGCGACCUUCGGUUUAGUGCGCGUGCGCAGGUAGUUUGUUCGGCAGCUGUGCUGCGCAAAUGGUGGAGAAGAAAACAUCUGUGCGCUCCCAGGACCCUGGCCAGCGGCGGGUGUUGGACCGGGCAGCCCGGCAGCGGCGGAUCAACAGGCAGCUUGAGGCCUUGGAGAAUGAUAACUUCCAGGACGAUCCCCAUGCAGGGCUCCCGCAGCUUGGCAAGAGGCUGCCUCAGUUUGAUGAUGAUGCAGACACUGGAAAGAAAAAGAAAAAAACUCGUGGCGAUCACUUCAAACUUCGCUUCCGAAAGAACUUCCAGGCCUUGCUGGAGGAGCAGAACCUGAGUGUGGCCGAGGGCCCCAACUACCUGACGGCCUGUGCAGGGCCCCCAUCCCGGCCUCAGCGCCCCUUCUGUGCCGUGUGUGGCUUUCCCUCUCCGUACACCUGCGUCAGCUGCGGUGCCCGCUACUGCACCGUGCGCUGUCUGGGCACCCACCAGGAGACCAGGUGUCUGAAGUGGACCGUGUGAGCCUAGUGUCCCUGAAAGGAAGCCUCAGUCCACCACCAGCCUGUGAAGUACGUGAUCAAGAGGGGUGCCCCCGGAUGGAGGGAAGAGCCACUCACUCACCCAGCACGCUGUGUCCUGCCCUAGAGGCGAGGCUUUCUUAGGAACUGUGGGCACUGUGGGAAUAAAAGGCCUGGUGCCAGGAGUCUUCUGCUUG